GAUGUUACCAAGGGUCCGUGGACACCAGAGGAAGAUACCAUCCUGCGCCAGCUGGUUAUGUCCCAAGGCCCCAGGAACUGGACGUCUAUUGCAGCAUGCAUUCCGGGGCGCUCCGGCAAAAGUUGCAGGUUGCGAUGGCUUAACCAGCUGAGCCCAUCAGUCAAAAGUGGCCCCUUCUCCGCCGAGGAGGAUGCCGUAAUCCUAUGGGCCCACAUGCAGUACGGAAAUAAAUGGGCAUCCAUCGCCAAGCAUCUUCCAGGCCGCACCGACAACCAUAUCAAGAACCGCUGGAACUGCACCCUCAAGAAGAAG
Molecule: messenger RNA, 312 nt
Organism: Volvox carteri f. nagariensis
Lineage: Eukaryota; Viridiplantae; Chlorophyta; Chlorophyceae; Chlamydomonadales; Volvocaceae
Gene: myb9
Product: transcription factor Myb9
Exons: 5
Source: RefSeq, a predicted model, not a curated record